CCCCCCCCCCCCGAAAUAGAAUGGGGAAUGGUCCCAGGAGCUCAGUAGUUUGCUCGGCCGGCGCACAUGCUAUUCUCGCCUUGCUUCGCCGCUGAAUAUACCCAUUUGCAAAUUAGCGACGCAAUACUACUCACUACAUACCGGUACAGCCUUCGACCCCUCCCUCCCUCUGUCGGUGACCCAGGCUCGGUGCAGAAGCAAAUCCUAUCGGCUCUCGAAUGCGGGGGGUGUCAAUCUAGAAAGUAUCAAACAGUAAGAGAGACCGAGAGACUGGACCUUAAUUCGCAUCAAGCGCCUUGCCCAACCGAGCCCAAUGGCCUUGCUUUGUUUGCCAAGGGACACACGGAUACCACACAAGGCUGUAUAAGCUGUGAAGCCCCGGCGACCUCGCACCAAGCGAUGGAUGUGUGGCUCGGGCGCUGGCAUUCAUUGCUUCCGCGUCAAACUCGGCCAAUUGAGAUGGACUGGACUGUUCGAGCAGCGGGCACACGGCGCUACCAUGGACCAUGGAGUGUGUGUGUGUAUAUGUGUGUGUGUGUUUGAGUUUCCACAGCCGAUCCUGGGCGAUGGGAAGGAGGCAGUCUCCGUAUCUCCGUCC
Colletotrichum navitas is the source of this 598-nucleotide messenger RNA. RefSeq lists its product as uncharacterized. The transcript has a single exon. Lineage: Eukaryota; Fungi; Ascomycota; Sordariomycetes; Glomerellales; Glomerellaceae. The record is from RefSeq and is a predicted model, not a curated record. The coding region runs from base 67 to 543 and encodes 158 amino acids.